This is a messenger RNA of Myodes glareolus (Bank vole), 7839 nucleotides long. NCBI's taxonomy places the organism in Eukaryota, Metazoa, Chordata, Mammalia, Rodentia, Cricetidae. The record is from RefSeq and is a predicted model, not a curated record.
AUGGUAGUCCUUUCGUCUGUGGUCCAGAUUCAUAACAAAAACAGACACAAGGAGAACAAAGUAAGCAUAUUGUCAACCUUCCUCGCUCCCUUCAAGUACCUAAGUCCUGGCACCACAAACACGGAGGAUGAAGACAAUCUAAGUACCAGCAGCGCUGAAGUGAAGGAAAACCGAAAUGUGAGCAACCUGGGGACUAGGGCCCUGCCCCCUGGAGACUGGGCCAGAGGCAGCACAGCCAGCAUUAAAAGGAAAAGGCCACUGGAGGAAGGAAAUGCGGGGCAUUUCUGCAAACUCCAGCUAAUCUGGAAGAAGCUCUCCUGGUCUAUGACACCCAAGAAUGCCCUGGUCCAGCUGCAUGAGCUGAAGCCGGGUCUGCAGUACCGGAUGGUGUCACAGACAGGCCCAGUGCACGCCCCAGUCUUCGCAGUGGCUGUGGAAGUGAACGGGCUCACGUUUGAAGGCACGGGGCCCACUAAAAAGAAAGCCAAGAUGCGGGCAGCAGAGAUGGCCCUGAAGUCCUUCGUGCAGUUCCCCAAUGCGUUUCAGGCCCACCUGGCCAUGGGCAGUAGUACCAGUUCAUGCACUGACUUUACCUCUGACCAGGCUGACUUCCCAGACACGUUGUUCAAGGAGUUCGAACCAUCUUCAAGAAAUGAGGACUUCCCCGGCUGUCGUCCCGUCGACCCGGAGCUUUUGUCUUCCACCUACCGGCGAGGACGGCUGCUCUACCACACACUGGACCUCAUGGGCCAGGCUCUGCCCGACAGGUCCAGGCUGGCCCCCGGGGCUCUGGGAGAGAGGAACCCUGUAGUAGUGCUGAAUGAGUUACGCUCAGGUCUGCGGUAUGUGUGCCUCUCGGAAACAGCCGAGAAGCCCCGAGUCAAGAGUUUUGUCAUGGCUGUGUGCGUGGACGGGAGGACGUUCGAAGGCUCUGGACGCAGCAAGAAGCUGGCCAAGGGCCAGGCAGCGCAAGCUGCUUUGCAGGCCCUCUUCGACAUCCGGCUGCCUGGCCACACACCCAGCAGGAGUAAAAGCAACCUCUUGCCACAGGAUUUUGCAGACUCUGUGUCCCAGCUGGUCACACAGAAGUUCCGUGAGCUGACAGUUGGCCUGACAUCUGUGUAUGCCCGCCACAAAACACUGGCAGGAAUCGUCAUGACAAAAGGCUUGGACACCAAACAGGCGCAGGUCAUCGCCCUGUCCUCUGGGACCAAGUGCAUCAGCGGUGAGCACAUCAGUGACCAGGGGCUCGUUGUCAACGACUGUCACGCUGAAAUUGUGGCCAGGCGGGCAUUUCUUCACUUCCUCUACACUCAGCUGGAGCUGCACUUGAGCAAGCAUCGAGAGGACUCCGAGAGAUCAAUAUUCGUUCGUUUAAAGGAAGGAGGCUACAAGCUUCGAGAAAACAUCCUCUUCCAUCUCUAUGUGAGCACGUCCCCCUGCGGAGAUGCCAGACUCAACUCUCCCUACGAAAUCACCACAGACUUGAACAGCAGCAAACACAUCGUCAGGAAGUUCCGAGGCCACCUGCGCACCAAGAUUGAGUCUGGGGAAGGGACAGUCCCUGUCCGAGGUCCCAGUGCAGUCCAGACGUGGGAUGGCAUCCUGCUGGGGGAGCAGCUGGUCACCAUGUCCUGCACAGACAAGAUUGCCAGCUGGAACGUGCUGGGACUGCAGGGUGCUCUCCUCUGCCACUUCAUCGAGCCUGUGUACCUCCACAGCGUCAUUGUGGGAAGCCUGCACCACACAGGUCACCUUGCACGGGUCAUGAGCCACAGGAUGGAAGGCAUCGGCCAGCUGCCUGCCUCCUACCGGCAAAACAAGCCUCUCCUUAGUGGCGUGAGUAACACUGAGGCCCGGCAACCAGGAAAGUCUCCCCAGUUCAGUGCCAACUGGAUCGUGGGCAGUGCCGACCUGGAGAUCAUUAAUGCCACAACUGGGAAGAGGAGCUGUGGGGGUUCAUCCCGGCUCUGCAAGCACGUGUUUUCUGCUCGGUGGGCACGGCUGCAUGGUAGGCUAAGCACACGGAUCCCCGGUCAUGGAGACACACCGUCCAUGUACUGUGAGGCCAAGCUGGGGGCUCACACCUACCAGUCAGUUAAACAGCAGCUCUUCAAGGCUUUUCAGAAAGCUGGGCUUGGCACCUGGGUGAGAAAGCCACCAGAGCAAGACCAGUUUCUACUAAGUCUCUAAGUCGCUAGACUCCUUUGCUGUUGGACCAGAGCAAAAGGCCUGGAGGGGAUGCAGUUGUUUGGUGGUGUGGUGUGUCCAUCGACUCUUGACAUUGUUCUCCUUCAGUGUUCAGGAACACGCGUGUUUAUGUCUGGAUCGGAGACCAGAUUUGAGUUUUGUUCAUGCUGCUUCGCCCUGGGUUGUUAGUUCCAAGAACUCUGUCCACAUAGCUAGAGGUAGAAGCACUAUUGCAUUAACCCUUCCUGGUGUCGAAAGGAAAUAAUCUCUUCAGGCAAGGGGAGCUCAGAGGCAAGAGUGAAAAGUAGUACUUAUGUGUAGCCUCAUGCUCCAUCCUCCGUGCUCCCUUCCCCUUUCAUGGGCCUCUCUAGUGGUGUGAUCGAGUCUCCCCAGCACAAGUUUAUAUGAUUUCCAUACAAGCCACCGGUGAAAAGAAAAGCCAUGGGCUCUCCAACUCCAAAGAACCCAACAGGAAUGAACGCUGUAUUGUUUUCAUUAUCCAUUCAGGCCUUUCCACUGUCUUUCAAAAGUUCUUGAGAUGGACACUGUUAAAGAGCAACUAAAGUAAAUGAAAACCCUGUUUAUGACAUAAAGGGAUAGUUACCUAAGACACAGAAGAGUCCUGAUCUAUGAUCUAAGAAAGCUGAUUUUCAUAUGCCCAGUGGUAGAAUGUUUCAAACAAACCCAAGCCUAUUCCUUGAUCACAAAAUUUUCAUUGCUUUUCAUAGAUAUGACAGCCAUGGAAGUGAGAACUGCAGAAUGGUUAUAACUACGACCCAAUAAUCUCUGCAUUAGGUAAUAGUAAUAAAACUGAGUCUUAGAGAAAGUUCUCAAUUUUCAAAUGAAUUGUUAAAAUAAAGAAAGCAUACACACCCACAUAAAACACUCAACAAAAUCUAGGUUUGAGGAGCUACUCUAUCAUUUUAGAUUUCUUAAUCAUCUUGCAUGAAUAAAAUAAUAAUAAUUUUAACAAGAAUAGUUGUGAUUUAUCAUAGCUGCCAAAAUUAAAGAGACAGAAUUAUUCCACUUUUAGAAUGUGCAUCAAAGUUCAUAGCUAGGCAUAGAUCUCUUUAAUAUUUAACCUAUAUCAUUGUCCCUAAGAGGAGAAGACCCAGACAAAGGGAGGCAUGUUGGCAACAUAUUUUUACUCAACCCAUGUUCCUUGAAUUAAUUUUUCCACUUGGAGCCCAUUUCUAACAUUCAUCAAGUUAGUUAACAUGUGUGUAAUCUUUUUUAUUUAAAAAUAUCCCACCUUGUGGGCUAUAGAGAUGACUCAGCAGUGAAGAGCAUUUGAUGCUCCUAGAGAGGACUCUGGUUCAAUUCCCAACACUCAUAUAGCAGCUUACAUCCAUAACUCCAGAUUCAGUGGUUACAACACCCUCUUCUGGCCUCUGAGGGCUCCAUGCACCCAUGCAAUACACUUAUAUACAUGUGGGCAAACUAUCAUAUAUAUAAAAUAAAAAUAAAUAAACCCUUUUUAACCCCAUCUGAACUGCAUUAUUAGUUUUUUGUUUUGUUUAAAAGGUAUAGGAGGAACCACUUUUAGAACAUGGAAUUCCUGAGUAGAAUUCCAGCUCAUCAAUCCUCAAUAAAAAUUCAACCAUUACAUCAUGGUGUAAUAUUCUAAUAUAUAUUGCAGAUAUCAUAAGAACAAGGUAAACAUGAAAUAUAUUAAAUUGUCGCUAUCUGAUACAAAAAAAAUAGUGGAAAUACUAACUCCUUGGAUUUAAUAUGAGACCACAUUUAUCACUACCAUCCUUUGAGGAAAGAAUACAAACACCAUUGUAAAAGCAUUUUCAAGAUAAACUUUCAAAGAAAUGCAAAUGCAAGUAUAUGUACUGAGGAAAAUGGAAUCUUCACUCAGUGUAAAGGCUACAAUCAAGAGCCAGCUUGUAGUGAUCUCUGAUAACUUGGUGUAUAACUAGGAGGAAGCUCCAAAACCUUGAGAACUGAGAUGUGGCUUAUGUGUUGUCUUUCAACCAUCAGGUACAGUUACUUCCUGGCUGAAAUCUAAGACCUCCCUCUAAUUACUUGUGUUUUGAGGGGUGGAAUGGAGAAUACACAGCACUUCAUAACAGUGUGUUCCAAGCAGUGUUAUCAGUUAUAAAAAAUGGCAUUAACUGCAGAAUCCUAAAUAUUUCCAUCAUGUGAUGGAAAGAGGAAGAAUAGGACAACUUGCAAGUAGUCCCAGGAAAUACCACCACUUUGGCCUGUGCAAGAGACAUGGGAAGCACUUGAUUGCCCAACACUGAGCACCACAUGUGCGUAAAUUGCAGGUCUAGUGCUAUGAUUCAUGGUGUCUAAAGUACUGGUUUCUCAUAAUCAAUCCAAACUUUCCUAAAGGUGAAUAUCUCCUUGAAAAUAAAGCCAUCCAUUGAAUUUGUUCUACCCCUUAGCACUAACACAAAAUUUUGCUUACUUAUUCUAAUUACGUGGGGUGGAGGGUUUGUGCAUGUGUGUGCAGGAGGCUGCAGGAAGAUGAAGGGAGUGUCAGAGUUGCUGAAGCUAGAAUUACAGACAGUUUAGAGACACUUUAUAUGGGUGCUGGGAAUCAAAUUUGGGUCCUCUGGAAGAUGCUCUUAACCACUGAGCCAACUUUCCAGCCCUGAGAAUCACUUGUGGAGGCAACCGGCAAUUCCUAGUGAGGAUCACUAGGGAUCCAGAUAUGCCUAUAGCAAGAAGAGAUAUUUCUGAUGGUGCAAAUGGGAUUUAACACUAGGACUUUUCAGAGAGAUGUCGCAGAAAAUGCUUUUGUUUAAGAGUUGACCAUCUCGCAAGAUCCUUGUCAGAGUGAGUGUCACAUAGGAGGGAGAUGAGAAGAAGGAAGUAGGGGUCCCUGAAUCUGUUCAAUGAAAACAGAGCAGCUGAAAUUAUCUAAAGUGAACCCUGCCACAUGCUGAGAAGCAGAGGUCAGGAAAAGAUAAGCUUCAAGAAAUGGGAAAAAUCAAAAAGACAUUAAGGGGAAGAAUAAAAGUCCUGUGACAUUUACUAUUUGGAGCAGACAGGUAGCAACAUCAGGAUUUCACACCGAUCCACAUUGGGACAUAUAUGAGCUGCCCCUGACCUACAGAAACCCAACCUACUCCAGAAGUAGCUAGUCAUGGAAUCUGGUGUACAUGAAUAAACCCUGAAAGAGUGAAUAGCAAAAGACCAAGAAUUUUUCUCACUUUGGUAUCCACAAAAGCAUCCCAACCCUACUUUAGGCUACCCUGCAUCUUAGUUACUGGGUUGGUGACUUGGAAGCAGCUCAGAAACACCCCAUCUGAAGUUUCUGUAAGAAAGAAACACACAUAGGUCAUAUUUUUCUUUUAGUCAUCCUGAAAACACACACAGUCAAACAAAUCAAAAAGAAUAUGGGUAGAAUAUAAAGAGGACAGGCAGGUAUCCUAAUCACUUUGGCUGUUCCUUAUCCAUCUGAUUUAUCUCAAAACUAAUAUCUCUUUGAUCAUUGCACCCUUUGUUUGCAAAUCUUCUGUCUUUUGUAUUGAUACCCUUUGAGUCUCACUCCUAAAAUCCAAAUAGAAGUCAACAGCAUCUUUAUCUACUUCCAAAACAUGUGGCUUUCCUAUUGGGAAGAUAAGCAAUUUAAGGUUUCCUGCCUGGUUCUCAGUCAAAAAGCCAAUGUCUGUUCAUUUGUGAGUCUUUCCACAGGACUGAAUCUCAUGCUAAAGUCCAUGAGGACACAGAAACUGCACAUCCGCCUCCAGCAAAAGAUUUCACAACAAUGUAUAAUAUCAAGUUACUGAAUUUAAGAUUUCUUUGGAUUUUGGUUUUUGCCCAGGAAAAGAUUUGAAAGUCUCUGACAAUCUCUUUUGAUUUCUGUGAUCCUCUUUGUACCUGUAUAUAUCUAUCAUGUCACUGUUGAUUUUGUGAUGUCUUGUCUCUCACAGAUGUCAGGCUAAGUUGCUUUUCUAAAAGAUGCAUAGCUCAUAUUUUUUCCCAUAUAAUUUCCUUUUCACAGAAUCGUUCUUACCAAUAAAUUUAAAUGCUUUUUGUAUAGUGUUUACCAUAUUUGAUGAGCCAUAAAUAGUAAAUACAUAGUAUAUCAAUUCCCAGAAUAGAAUAGUUACAGUAUUUUGAUGAAAUCCUAUUUUUAGAUUAUAAAUUUCAAGAUGAGUCUAUAGUAUCUUGUUUAAAAAAUUUAAAAAGACAACUGAAAUUUAAAUAGAGUAGAGAUUUUUUAUUUAGGGAAACUUCUAUGAUCAUUUUCAAGAGGCCGUUCUAAAAAGUGACCUAAUUGGCCCAAAAAAAACAAAUAUCACUUUCUAAUAGCAACCAAAGGAAAUUUAGAAAAUGUCUUUCUUUUUAUGUACUACCAGUUGGCUGCUGUAAUCACAUUUUCCGGCCAAAGUCUCAGCAUUCAGCAAAACCUAUUUCUCCAUCACUCUUAUGGAAUCUACAGCCUUGUAUAGAACUAAGAAAUCUACUAGGCUGAACAUUUUGAAGAACAAUCCCAGCUUUGGAUUUUUGCAGAGUUCGUGAAGGAGUAGAGAAGUCAAAGUGCUGCCUCAGAAAAGGAUAUGCCGUCAAGAACCAACCCUUAGCUGGAGGUGGAGGGGGAGAAGCAAUAUAAUGUUGUUAGGGAUGAUAUGGGAGAUUGUACAAUGGGAACUAGUGCACUUCGGUGGAGGGCUAGGACAGGUUGGGCCCUGGGCGCUGUCCGAGGUACUGAGUCAUAGUUAAACAUGGAAACACAACUAUUUCUGGGAACAAUAGGGCUUUUGUCAGACUUCUUUGACAAAGUUUGAAUCAGAUAAAUGAUGGUGGAGAAACAAGGUAAAAGAAACAAGAUGACAUAGAUGGAGGCCACUAGAGAGACAUCAUGGAGAGCAGAGCAUUGUCCCAUACACCUUCUCCAAACCCAAGUCUGGGAAAACCAAAAAUGGAGUUGUUCAUUCUCCCAGCAAUUUUACGUCUUUAGAUUCUUUUCUCACCCACCUCCCCACACCACAUUCCUGUCACACUUCCCUCCUACUAAACUUCUGCUCUCUUUGUUCUGGUCUCUACCCGAGAGGAGUGAAGUAGCAGGCAUAUUGGUACUCACAUUCAGGAAGCUCCCUAAGUGUUCAUAUGAUAGCAUGACUAUGGGGGUUUACAAUGAUCAUUCUUGAUUCCCAGAGCAUGUCCAUGUCAGCUGACCUCCAACCACACAAAGAAUCACAGAUGGCCACAUCUCAAGAAAUUUAAACCAAACGAUAUCACCCGUGCAGGGAAGUGUACAGUCUCAAAGCCUGGAGAAAAUAUCACCUUAUUUCCCAACUCAUCAUUUUCUAAAUGGUUUGGAGAGAUGAUGCACCCUUUUCAAAAUAAAUACAAAAUGAUCUGAAUUCUAGUGCCUCUUUCACAUGGGCACCUGAUUUCUAUCACCUGGAAGUCUGUGAAUCAAUUUAAUCAAAUUUUUCCCAGAGGUGCCCAGCUAAUUUUCAGCACUUUUUAAGUAAAAUGAACUUAAAAAAAAUAGUCACUCUUAGUGGAAGGUAUGUACAUAAAAAAGCAUGAUCGAAUGGCAAUAUUGUAUCAAUGGAUGUAUAUUUGUAAUAUUUGUAAAAUAAAAAUCCAAAACCUUACAAUAUGAAUUUACAUAUGUUAAUUUGCCUCUUCUGAGUUCUGUAAAUUGCACUUUGGUGAUACCUGAUAAGUGAAUGUUUC